AUGGACUGCUGUGGUUUUCAACCGUUCAACAAUUAUACUCAACUAUGCUGCAAUGGAGUAGUUCGAGAGAAAAAUCGUGGUGGAAGACAUGCUGAUAUGUGCUGUGGAACGGAAGCAAUGAGGCCAGAUCAAACAUGCUGUAAUGGAACAGUGCACAAUGUCAUGAAUGGCGACUGUUGUGGUAGUGCAGUGUACUUCCGACAAGAAGGUUCAUUUCUUUGUUGUGAGAACAACUUAGCAAGGAAACUAGCGGCAACGGAUAUGUGCUGCGGAUCGACCGUAUUCGAUGGAGGGCGUCAACAAAUCUGCUGCGGGGACAGGGUUUUUGACAGAAAUCAAGCGGAUUCAUGUUGUAUCCGUAACAAUGGAAGUGAAGUGGAAUAUCACUCGAGCACCGAAUUUUGCUGCAAUGGGGCCGUACGAAAAGGCAUAGGCCUUUAUUGUUGUUAUUUACGUAUGAAUGGCAAUUUGGUGGCGGAAUCCUAUCAGAAUCAGACGCAUUGCUGCCAAUUUCCAUUUGAUAUCAUCUAUCAGAAAGUCAAUGGCGAUUGUUUCAGCCAGUUGCGAAGGAUGUAG
Molecule: messenger RNA, 576 nt
Organism: Cylicocyclus nassatus
Lineage: Eukaryota; Metazoa; Nematoda; Chromadorea; Rhabditida; Strongylidae
Source: the annotation of a GenBank genome assembly